CGGAGCCCGCUGGACCUCCGGAGCCGGGCCGGGCAGGGAGAGCCGCGCGCCUGCUGCGGCACGUUGGGGGCAGGGAGGCGGCUGGUCCAGGGCAGAGCGGCUCCGGACUCCCGGGAACCCUGCAGGCGACUCCCCGGCCUCCCAGGGCACCGCCUGAGCUGGCCAGCACUUUCCUUUCUCUUCUCUCGGAGGAGGCGGCGGGAGCGCUUGGAGAUCCGGGUCUCGCGGCGGGUGCUGGAGGGAUAGGUAGAAUCAUUUCCAUUCCACCAUGGUCUGGAAGAACUUUGGCUCUAAGGUGUUCGAAGCGGAGAACUUCUCCAGCUGUCCCAAUGGCUCCCGUUGGAUCUGGGAUGUGUUCGGCGAGUGUGCCCAGGAUGGAUGGGACGUAGCCAGUGUGAUCUUGGGCCUGUCUUCAAUAUUCUGUUUUAUUGCUGCUACCUUCCCCCAGUACAUCAAGGCCUGCAGGACGGGCAACAUGGACCAGGCCAUUUCCAUUUGGUUCCUGCUGGGCUGGCUGAGCGGAGACUCCUGCAACCUCGUGGGCUCUUUCCUUGCCAAUCAGCUGCCUCUGCAGACCUACACCGCCAUCUACUAUGUGCUGGCCGACCUCCUCAUGAUAUCCCUCUACUUCUACUACAAGUAUAGAAACCGGCAGCGCUUCUUGAUAUCGGCCCCCAUCAACGCAGCUUUCCUGUUCGUCUCCUUGGGGGCGGUGUCCGCCAUCCCCCUGCUCCUGCAGCUCAGCCCCUCCUCCCCACAGGAGGUCUUCCGGAGUAGGACCCUCCUGACUAUGGAACCCACUGAUAAACCCUUCACCAAGCAGGAGAUCAUCGGCUUCACCAUCGGCUCCACCUCCAGCUUGCUGUACCUGCUGUCUCGCCUGCCCCAGAUCUACACCAACUUCCAGAGGAAGUCCACCCAGGGAAUCUCCUACUCCCUCUUUGCCAUGGUGAUUUUGGGUAACAUGAUGUACGGACUGAGCGUGCUCCUGAAGAAUCCGGAGCCCGGACAGACGGAGAGCAGCUUCCUGCUCCACCACCUCCCCUGGAUCAUCGGCAGCCUGGGCGUGCUCCUGCUGGACGUCAUCAUCUCCAUUCAGUUCCUCAUCUAUAGAGAGCAUUCCUCCUCUUCUGAGACAGAGCCCCUGCUGGGUCAGAAUCCCAGCUGACCCCGGGCCAGGGCCACACUCAGGACAGCCAAAGGACCAGACAGACACUGGGGCAAGGAAAGGAGCGUGGAGGGGAGAUGGCGGAGCUGCCCACCCCCGGCCGGAAUGGGGUCAGGUGCAAAGGAAGGAGCCGGAGUCCGCAGGGAGACCUGAAGGUCUCCUGCCUUUUGCUGCUCUCCUGCCUAAAUCAUCUGGCCUCGGAUCUCUGAAAGCUUCCCUGAGCCUCUCCCCUCCAUCUGUGAGCCAGGACCAGAACCAAGGAGCAGACCGCUGGCCUCCCAGUUUAGAUCUCGGGCUCCGGGGCAGAGCAGGAUGGGCUGUGGCCAGAUCACCGGGAUGUGUCCCCUCCGGCCUUCCCUCGGCUGGAUCGCAGUCCCCCUCCCCACCUCCAACCUCCCCAGGGGCUGGCCUCUGGUCCCUAUAACUCAGCUAGCCAUUCUCCUUCCCCUAUGUUUUACCCACCACCAAAUUUGCUAGUAAAAUCCAUCCAAAUGGACA
Antechinus flavipes (yellow-footed antechinus) is the source of this 1666-nucleotide messenger RNA. It is a transcript of the gene SLC66A1, whose product is annotated as solute carrier family 66 member 1. The transcript has 8 exons. The coding region runs from base 269 to 1168 and encodes 299 amino acids. The record is from RefSeq and is a predicted model, not a curated record. Lineage: Eukaryota; Metazoa; Chordata; Mammalia; Dasyuromorphia; Dasyuridae.